Oncorhynchus kisutch (coho salmon) is the source of this 4555-nucleotide messenger RNA. Its product is annotated as vezatin. Gene Ontology annotation, biological process: cell-cell adhesion. Gene Ontology annotation, cellular component: plasma membrane. Gene Ontology annotation, molecular function: myosin binding. The record is from RefSeq and is a predicted model, not a curated record. Lineage: Eukaryota; Metazoa; Chordata; Actinopteri; Salmoniformes; Salmonidae. The transcript has 12 exons. Bases 292 to 2736 code for a protein of 814 amino acids.
UAACAAGUAGUGCAGUGUGUCAAGCCCGAGUUUGUAUAGGUUUUCUGAUUCAUUCUGCGUGAUGAAAUUGGCGUGGUUGACCAGACUGUCAGAGUAGCUGGCUCGCUAACGUUAGCUAGCUUAUUAGCAUGGCCAUGAGAAACGUUUACCCAUUGGCGUUUACACACUCCUGUUAUGCGUAGCUGAGACAUAAAUCCGAGUUAAAUUGGCCGUGUAGCCUAGCCAAUCCUGCCUGACUACGUAGUAAGGGAAUAGUAGUAAGGGAAUAACGUAAGUUGUUUGAAACACCUGAUGUGUCAACAUGUACGUCGCCGAUACCGUCCGAUCAUGCAAAACUCUCCGCUCUUCCACUACCUGCAUGAUCUAGGACACACAGACUUUGAGUCAUGUCCCACAGUGUCUCAGGAGGACGAAUGUGGAGGAGGAGAGGUGACUACGACCUCCCUCCAGGACAGCUUGUCCAAACCCACAGGAGGACGUCUACGGAGAUUGGCUGAUGCCUUGUGGAGGCGGAGCCCGUUCCACCAGGCUGCCUCGGCCCAUAUGCUGGAGCAGCAGCUGGACUGUGUGUUUGGCCAGUACGCGGUGCGGUGUAUCCUGGACCAGGAUGUGUUGCUCCAGGAGGAUGUGGAGCUGAUCGAGCUGUUAGACCCCAGCCUGCUCACCCUGGGCGCCUCACCCUCCGGCUCACCCAGACGAGACAACUCCCUGCCCUGCCCGCGCCUCCUCGCCUCACCCUCGCAGUGGGACGUAUCAGUGCUGGUGGGCCUGGCUGCAGUGUUACUAGGCCUGUCCUCUCUCUCUGCCGGGGCCUGGUCUCUGGCUGUGAUCCCGUGGUGUGCUGCAGUCAUGGGCUGGGUGGGUCUGCGAGGGGCGGGGCUGUUGAGACAGGGGAGGAUGCAGAGAGCAGCACACACCCAGGCCUCCGAGCUGCAGACCAUGGCGCUGAACAGUAAGGCUCUGACCAGCCUGGCCCGCAAGUCCCUGAGACUACUACAGGAGACAGAGGUCAUCUCUCGAGGGUUCACCCUUCUGCUCGACAGGGUGAGUGCGGCCGGCUCCUUUAGUAGGGCGGGGCUGGGGCCACGGGGGCAGCAGCUGAUUGGCCUGCGGAAGGCGGUGUACCGGGCACUCCGCUCGGCCUUCAGAGCCUCCCGCCGAGCCACCUGCCACAUGCUCAAAGCGUACCCCCUGAACUCUGAGAUCGACAAUGUGACCAACUACGUGUCUGCGGUGCCUCUGAAGGAGCUGGGGAUGGGCCUGGGGACAGAGCACCUGACUGACGAGGAGGCACAGGAGCUCACCGAUGACUACAGCCUCCCUGCCCUCAAGGUGCUGUUCCAGUUGUGGGUGGGGCAGAGCUCAGAAUGUUUCCGCCGAUUGGCCCUGCUGCUGUCACCACGACGACUGGAGGAGCCCAGGGAAGAUUGGGUCAAAGGUGGAACCCCUCCUCUGCCCAUACACCGCUCUGUUGCCACGGUGACACAGCCUCUCCACGGUGCCCUGGCUGGUUGCCUGGGCGACAUGCAGCGUAGCUACGAGUUCCACCGGUACUUUGAGAAGCAGCGCCAGACGCAGGGCUCGGACAGGGUGGGGCGCGCUCAGCAGAAAUGCAGAGAGCUCAACACACUGCACACGUCUGUACGCAGCCUGCAGCUGCAUCUCAGGGCCCUGCUCAACGAGAUGAUUAUCCUGGAGGAUGACCUGGAGAAGCUGAUGGUGACGAAGGAGGCGGUGGAGGUGACUGUGGAGGGCUACCAGGACCUCCAGGAGCGUCUCGGCCACCUGCAGCCCCACAUGCAGGCCAGCGCCGGAUGCUGGGAGGACACUGUGGGCCAAGUGGAACGCAUGCUGAGGAGAGCUAACACCUGCCCAGGAACUCCUGAUGGUCCAAAGCAGUGUCUCCCUCCUGUGCCAUGCACCCCUGCCCCAACCUACACCCUCAUCCUGGACAGGGACCCUGUGCCUGAGGAGCAGGAACUGGAAGCGUACGUGUCAGACUCUGAGGAUGAGAAUGGGUGGGCGGGGUCGGUGGUUGACAUGCUGUCUCCCGAGGAACGAGAGCGCCACCGGCGGGAGAGGGAGGAGUCUCGGCGCGUCCUAUCGGAGCUCAAAGCUGUGCUGGGCCAGCGGGCAUCCGAGGGCGAGAGGAGGAAGUGGAAACAGCUGCUCUUCAACGACCAAGCGGCGGUGAUGCCUAUAGUUUCCGCGGAAACUUCUAUAGAAUCUCAGACACCCUCCGACUCAUUGGACACUCUGACACUUGUGGGCGUGGCCAAACCAGGUGUUGUUGAGGGAAACAACCUAUCGGAAAGGCUGAACGACGAGGAGGAGGAAGACUGGGUCCGGGACGAGCGCCCCCUCACAGAGGCAGAGGAAAAAGCACUUACAGAGUUCUGCUGUGGUGAGGCGGAGGUAAAGGGGGAGGAGGGUGAAGGUUCAGUCCCGGGCGGGGCGCAACUCUACCAAUAUGACGGGCUGCCGGACCAGGGGGCAGGACUAAACGGGCCCGACCUUCUAUUGCAGCCCCGGAUCCCUGCCAUCACGGUGAUGGACAGGCUGACGGAACUACACGGCUCGGCGGCGCUCAGCUUUAAUUCCGCCCUCGCCGCCCAAGUGGCGGCACGUUCGCACACUUUCGCCAACAUGGAGGAGCAGACGUUUGGAGACAGCGGAGAAGAAGAUGAGGGAGAGAAGCGUUCGCUGCCUGAUGGACAGACAUGUGAGAAGGACUAGAGUCUAAACCCUCCUGCUUUACGGAGCUUUGAACAGAACAGUUAUGGACAGACAGCCAGGGUUCCUGUAUUUAUGUCUGAACCCACUCCUGGAUCCGUUUCCUUGGAUCCAUGGCUCUCUGUCAUGUCUUCAUCUGUGUGUGUGUGUGUGUGCAUGAUUGGGUGAGAGAGCAUUGUGUGUAUGUGACGUCUGAGUGAGUUUUAAGAAGAGCACUACACUACACCACUUUCUGUUACACUCCUCCAUCCAUGUGUCCAUACUUUACCCACAAUCCCCCUGUGGCCGCUCUCCUGUGCUACUCAGGUACCAGAACCACAAGACAAACUCUGACCUCACCGUCACAAGGUCUUCAGUUUAACCCUAAGGAUCCCCUGUAGCUAUCGGAGGCAGAGAGACUUGGUUAUAGCAUCAAUUACAUUGUCUCUAACUAUUGACCAGUACCUUUCUGUGGUAUGUCAACAUUGUCUAACAGUUUAGCAUAUUGAUGUCUCAGUCAAAAAGCCUAAUUAGCUAAAUGAUUAUUAUACAUUUUACCACAUCACUCCCUAUAUGACUCCUGUAUUGACAGGCAGAGUCUGAUGCGUGGUUGCUCUAUUGAACGUCCCCAGGGCAGAAUGCUCAGGUACUGAAUCACUGACCGAGGGCUGAAUGUAAGAUGUUACUAUACACACGCCACACUGUAAAAGGAGAAGGAGAGGUACAUUUCAAAGACAGCAGAGCAAUGCUAUUUUUUUGACCAUUGUUUUAUUUCUGGUCUGCCUCUCUGAGUCUGCACUUCUACACACUCCCCGCCUCACUAGGAAUGGCCCUGUAACUGCAAAGAUGUGUUGGCUAAAACAUCUGUCACUCAACCCACAGCAACCAAUGAGCAGACGGAGACGUCGGAGAGAAGGGUGGACAUAGUUGACCUUGUAAAAUGGACUAGCCUACCAGAUUUGGAAAUAUUUUUACAUAUUGUGUGUUUUUAUUUGAGAGAUGAAUAUGGUCAGGCAGUGGAUUGCUGUGAAAUGAAAUUCAUCCCCAUCCACUAAUGAACCAAACACAUUCACAGUGCUUAUUUCCCCAAUGGUCUUGUCAAGUGCUCAUCUAAUGAUACAGGAUCAAUGAAGAGGCGAUGAGGGGAUGACAACUGGGUGAUUAUUGAGGGAAAGUGUUGUACUACCUCAUGCCACCCCUACUGCACCUACUAUGAAAUCUGUUCCCCGGGUGUCUAACUCCCCAUCUACUACAUGUAUCUCAGAUCUGAAUGGUCUGCUGUGUCAGAACCUUUUGGUUCUGUCUUGUACAUCUGAAAAUGUUUCCAUGGAGAUUGUACCACUGUAUCUGGGGCAGCAGGUAACCUAGUGGUUAGAGCGUUGGGUUACUGGAUCGAAUCCCUGAGCUGACGAGAUAACAUCUGUCGUUCUGCCCCUGAAGAAGGCAGUUAACCCACUGUUCCCCGGUAAGCAGUCAUUGUAAAUAAGACUUGCCUGGUUAAAGGUUACAUUUAAAAAAUACAAAUAAAUUCUCUAUCCCCGGUCUCAGCAUCUGUGUUUCCAUAAUACUCACUAGAAUGUGAUCCAACUCUAUUGGUUUGGGACAGUUUUACAGAGUGUCCUGGAAUGCUACUAUCAUUGAUUACAAUGAAUUAGAGUGAUGAUCGAAGGACAGCAUGUGCUUAUUGACUGCACAGAUGAUUCCACUUGUGUUUGUCCGAGGGUGUCUGCCCCCUCACCGUGUCUGCCUUGUCUUGCCUUCCAGCCGUCCCCCAUAUGUCCACGUCCUGAAGUGAGUUCUGUCCCUCCUGCAUUUCAUUUGUAAAAUAAAAUGCUAUUCUGGA